CGGGAAGCAAUCCAAGUGUGCGUUGUACGCCUGCACCUAAUCUCCAUGCUAUAAAAAAAACACACUGGACUCUGCCAAACCAUAGAGAGAACUUGCAGCAUGUCUCAGCAACUUCUCUCCCGAGCCCUGGUGUCCAUAAACUGGCUCUCUGAGGCCUUGAAAACCUGCAAACCAGGUCCAGCUCUAUGUGUUCUGGAUGCUUCCUUCUACUACCCACCUAUCAGAGAUGGACGGAAGGAGUAUGAAGAAAAACAUAUACCAGGAGCUUUGUAUUUUGACAUAGAUGAAUGCAAAGACCAGACAUCUCCAUAUGAAGUGAUGAUCCCCAGUGAGUCUUAUUUUGCCAAAUACGUGGGCAAUCUUGGCAUUAACAAUGAUACUCAUGUUGUGAUUUAUGAUGCUGAUCAAGUUGGUGUUUAUUACGCUGCAAGAGCCUGGUGGAUGUUUAGGGUAUUCGGGCACAGUAAGGUAUCUGUUCUGAAUGGGGGCUUCAGAAACUGGGUAAUGCAAGGCCUUCCUGUGACAUCAGAGGUGGUGAAGCCGAAGCCGGAGUCUUUUCGAGCAGUGCUGAACCCUGCCCUGGUGAAGACAUUUGAGGACAUUCAGAGGAACAUGAAUACAAAAGAAUUUCAGCUGGUAGAUUCACGUUCUGAAGGGCGAUACAAGGGUACAGAGCCAGAACCUGGAGAAGUGAUAUUUCCUGGUCACAUUCCUGGAUCCUUAAACCUCGUAUUUACAAGCUUCUUGACAGAAGAAGGGUUUGAGAAGUCCCCAGAUGAAAUGAAGCAACUUUUUCAAGAAAAGGGAAUUGAUCUGAAGAAGCCUCUGACUAUUACUUGUCGACGUGGCGUUACCGCGUGCCAGCUGGCACUGGCUUCAUUCAUUCUGGGCAAGGAAGAUACUGCUAUCUAUGAUGGCUCGUGGUUUGAGUGGUUCCAUAGGGCUAAACCAGAAGACAGAGUCACUCUGUGGAAUGAUGGCAAGUGAGGAAUAAGAUAAUGAUGUACUAUUACUACGAGUGUUACAUGAUUAUUGGGUCAGUAUAACAAAAAAAUAAAAAUAAAUGAAUAGUCAACUAUAGGAUUUCUACUCAAAAAUUUAGGAAAUGAAAUGUUAGCGAAGAAAACAAAGGAUGGUGAUUAUGUUUCUUUUAUUUACAGAAAUAGUCAUUUGUAUAUUCACUUAUUGCAGCCAUUUUGCUCGUCACCUUUGUUUUAGGCCUCUUUCACACUACAGUAUGUCCAUUUCAGUGUUUUGCGGUCCGUUUUUCACGGAUCCGUUGUUCCGUUUUUUUUGCUUCCGUUGUGGUUCCGUUUCCGUUCCGUUGUUCCGUUCC
This is a messenger RNA of Bufo gargarizans (Asiatic toad), 1336 nucleotides long. RefSeq names its product thiosulfate sulfurtransferase-like. Bases 100 to 987 code for a protein of 295 amino acids. Gene Ontology annotation, molecular function: thiosulfate-cyanide sulfurtransferase activity. The transcript has 2 exons. Gene Ontology annotation, biological process: transsulfuration. The record is from RefSeq and is a predicted model, not a curated record. NCBI's taxonomy places the organism in Eukaryota, Metazoa, Chordata, Amphibia, Anura, Bufonidae. Gene Ontology annotation, cellular component: mitochondrion.